AUGAAUCUCAACCUCUCCGGCACGGUAAAUGUGUUCAAGCUUCUGUUCAAGCCCACGCUGUGUCUGCCGCAGCAUACGGUCGCGACGUUCAACGACCUGCCCAUCCCGUUUGAAAAAGCCUUUGAGGGCCAGAAUCGGAAAUGCGACAUCAGGGCCGUGGUGCUCGACAAGGACGACUGCUUCGCGGUUCCCCACACCAACGAGGUCCACAAGCCCUACAAGGAGCGCUUCGAGCAGCUCAAGGCCGCGUAUCCCGGCCGCCGGCUGGUCAUCGUCUCCAACACGGCCGGAGCGACGUCCUAUGACAGCUCCCUCGAGCUGGCCAAGGAGCUCGAAGAGGCCACCGGCAUCACCGUCCUGCCUCACAAGACGAAGAAGCCCGGCUGUGGCUCCGAGAUUAUGGAGUACUUUCGCAAGCACCCCGAGACGGGCGUCUCCCAUCCGUCUCAGGUUGCCGUCGUCGGCGAUCGCUUGACCACCGACAUGAUGCUCGCCAACAUGAUGGGCGGCUGGGGAUUUUGGAUCAGAGAGGGUGUUGUUGCUCCCGAGAAGAAGAGCAUUCUCUCGAGACUUGAAUGGCGACUGGCAGCAGCGUUGACUGCCAGGGGGUACAAAGCAGCCGACCCCCAGAGUCCUUUUGAGGCCCAGUGCAUCGUUGUGCUGCUCGUCUCGGUUGAAGUUCUCCAAGGUCAAAGAGAGUUCAGCUUCAACUCUCCACAGGCCUUUUGCAGACGACGGUGGACGAAUAUCGACAUGUCGAAGACGAUCCAGCAGAUGGCUCAGCAGCAGAUGGAGUUUCGGUCAACUCAGGGGCAAGUCGUUUGUUGGACUGUCUUUGACAUCACCGAAAACUGGUUGGAGUCCCAAGCUUCUGCUUGCUCAGGCCUUUGGCCAUAUCGAUCCUCGUCAACAUUCAUUCACACGCAAGGCAUCGAUCCUGAGAAGCCACAUGGAUGCUUGCUGCUGUCUCCUGAAGACCUGUCCAUGGUUGCGUCGCCAUCACUCGUCCAAUCUUUCAUCGCAUCGACCUUUCGUCGCAUCACCAAUCCAUCGCACAACCUAUUCACCACAUCGACUCUUGACCGCAUCACCACUCCGUCACAUCAGUCUUCCGUCGCAAAGCCCUUCUAUCGCAUCACCUUUCCGUCAGAAAACUCUUCCACUGCAUCACCUUUCAACCGCAUCGCCCCUCCGUCACAUAACCUAUUCACCACAAUAUGUUUCUACCGCAUCGCCAAUUCACCGCAACCUCUUGGGAUUCCGUCGCAUCACAACCAGAAGAUUUGCUUUGGGCGGAAGAGGUGGCCUUCCAUCGCAUCACCCUUCCGUCCCAUCACCCUUCCGUCCCAUCACCUUCCGUCCCAUCACCUUCCGUCCCAUCAACUUCCGUCCCAUCAACUUUCCGUCUCGUCACCCUUCGACCGCAUCAUGAUUCGACUGCACCACCUAUUCACCGCCAUGGGGUCACUCAGCCCAUCACGGCCCAUCAUGGCCCAUCACGGCCGCCUCAACCACCCACAAUAUAAAUAUCAACCUACCACCCGCCUACAGGAGUCCGGCCACUCCUACUUCCUCAGGGCAUACUUAUUCCUUCCUACUUUUGACGCGAGCGCCAAUAUUCUUCUUUCCGACCGCCAAUAUCUAAUUGCCUCGAGAGCUUUCUAUCGCAACUACGACACCCUUACCGCGACAAUCCUGCACCACACCAACAUGCCCGGCAAAGCGUGGAGCAAAGAGGAAGAGCGCGUCUUCUGGCGUUCCAUCGUCCCUAUUUCGGCGAAAGGGAUUUGCGCUGGCUCGGCCAGAUCUUGGGAAGAGUUGGCCGUCAUCAUGCAGCGGGAGAUGGGCCCCAAUGCCAAGCGCCAAUACACCCAGCUCAGUCUUGUGGAGCAUUAUUUCCAGAAUCACGACAAGGAGCAUUUCUCGCCCUUUGCGGCUCCGUACGUACGUGAGAUGAAGAGUGCCAUGGCCGCGCUUAAGAAGAGUCAGUUGCAGGGUGAGGCGUCUGUUCCUUCCCAGGAUGCCCAGGCUCAGGACAGCUUCGACAAGCAUACCGGCGAGACCACUGAUGAGGAGAACGAAACCAGCUUCUCUGAGGGAACUGACCACAACGACGGAGAUUACGUUGAUGAUGGAGGUGACGAAGACGGCGAGGGAGACGAUGACGAUGUUGUCGAUGUUGACAACGAUCUUCGCGCCUUUGCUCGGGACCAGCAGAUUGAGACUGCCGCUCGCGCUGUUAACCGUGCUGCGGGUCGACGACCUACUUUCUCAGCCCCUGUGGCUGAUAUGAGCCCUCGUGGCCCUGGCUUGGUGUCCCAGCGCAACAUGUCGCAGGAGCGCUUGUCGCUGCCCCCUCGCCCUCCCAAGGCUGUCACGCGGAACCGCGACUUCCGUGCUCACCCGUACGACAGUCCCAGGGUCUCUCAGCGUGGCCGGCAGCCGCUCCAGGAACGCGCUCGAAUGGGAACCCCUCUCGAGACCAAUAGCUACUAUGACCAAGGCCAUAGAACCCAGGCAUACUACGGACAGCAGCCCAGCCGUCAGUCUUUCUACCAUCAGGGUCCCAGAAUGCAGGGCCACUACGGACAGGAUUCUGGUAGUCACGGCUACUACGAUCAGGGCCCCAGAGCUCAAACUUACGAUCAGAACUCUGGCAACCAGGGCCACUACAACCAGGCGCGCGACUACUACGGCCAGACCACCAUCCCCCAGGGAUUCGACAAUGGCCCCAACUCUGAGACCUACUGGGAUCAGAGCGCCAAGAACCGUGAAUACUACGAGCGGGAGUACGCCGCUCAAAGUCAGCAGUAUAUCAACCAGUGCCAUGGUCGAAGUGACGACAGCCAGGGCUAUCAGGGUCAGACUUCCAGCAGCCGUGGUUACGAUCAGAACCGCAGCGUCGAUGGUUCCGGACAAAACCACGAGAACCGGGGCUACGAUCGUGGCUACGACCAGAGCCAGGCCACUCAGGGCUAUCACGACCAGAACCGUAGCGUUCAGGGCUCCUUCCAUGACCACGAGAACCUCGGCUACGAGCAGAACCAUGCCAACCACGGCUACUACAACCAGGACCGCAGCAUCCAGGGCUCCGACCAGAACCGUGGCUACGAUCAGAACUACGCCAACCAGAGCUACGAUCAGAGCCGCAACCAGCAUGCCCCCGGUAGCCAGGGAUACCACGCGAAUGCUGCGUACAACACUGGUCAGCACCAGAAUGCUCACUCCACGAGCUACAACGGUCACCAGCCUGCCGUGGGAUCCCACCAGUACGGCCAGGAACUCCAGUACCCCCAGUCGCAGCAGUCGAGCAUGGGCUACUUUGACGACCGUGUUGGAAAUCGAGCCAGCUCGGCGCGCGUUGAGCCUCAUGUCAUGCCUCGCUACUCAGAUCAUCAAGUCUCGAUGUCUUCUGGCCGCAGCUCGGUUGCGAUGACGCCCAGCCACGACACCUCCGCGCAGCACAGUGCCGCGCCGUCUCCCGGCUACGUUGGCUAUCCCUCGACCAUUCCGGACUACAUCCAGCGCCCCUCGACUGCCAGCUCUGGUCACCAGCAGCGCUCUCGCCGUCCUUCUGCUCAUCAGCAGGUCAGCGAUGAUCAUCAUCGCCAGGGAGCUCAAAGCAACAGUCGCGAGGAGCCUCAGAAUGAGCAGUUGCAGCAUCCCUCUUCUUCUGCCCCUGUUCGUCAGCCUGCCAACGAGGAUCAGCACCGUCAGGGAGCCUACCAGGAGAAGGAAGCGUUCCGGGCUCCAUCUUUCUCUUCGGUCGCUCGUCAGCAUGCCACCGAGGACUACAGCCGCCAGGGAGCCUAUAUGGAUCGUCACGAGGAGCCCCAGAAUGAGCAGAUCCAGCGUCCCUCUGCCUCAUCUGCCCCUCUCCCUCAGAAUCCUACCGAGUACGCCCCCCAGAGCGAUUACAUGCACAACCAUGGACUGACCGAGGACGAGCGAUUCCCUCGUCCCUACGUCUCUCCCUACCCUCCUCGUCAGCAUCUCAGCGAGCACAGCAACGAUCAGGGCGGCGGCCCGAAGAAUGCCCAUGUGCCUCAUUACGAGCCAGAGAUGUUCCAGGCCUUUGAGGCCGCCUCCUCUCAGCGCAAGGAGGCAACACUGGGGCAUCGCCACUCCAUUACGGAUCUGGAAGCUCUCACAUUGGCAUUGGGCAUUCUAGCUGCAUUCAAAAGGAAGCAGUCGAACGUCGACAUCGGCGUUGAGCAUUCUGGCUGGAUUCGGGCCUUGGUUUAG
This is a messenger RNA of Colletotrichum lupini, 4245 nucleotides long. Its product is annotated as HAD superfamily phosphatase. Lineage: Eukaryota; Fungi; Ascomycota; Sordariomycetes; Glomerellales; Glomerellaceae. Gene Ontology annotation, molecular function: phosphatidylglycerophosphatase activity. The coding region runs from base 1 to 4245 and encodes 1414 amino acids. The transcript is spliced from 12 exons. The record is from RefSeq and is a predicted model, not a curated record.